AUGCCUCCUAUCCGCGGUGUGAUCCAGGGCGCUGCUGUCCUCCUCGAAGGCCCAAUCUACGAUAAUGUGACGCACGAUCAAUGGCGAGCGGCCACCCAACCCAAAAUGUACGGUUCCUGGAUCCUGCAUAAGCUCCUACUAUCGCACGAGCUGCAAUUCUUUAUCAUGCUCAGCUCCAUUUCUGGGGUCGUUGGCGACCGCAGUCAGGCCAACUAUGCGGCAGGAAACACCUACCAGGACGCUCUGGCACAAUAUCGCCGGCGCUUACGUCUGCCUGCUGUCAGCGUCGAUCUCGGUUUGAUGCUGGGGAUUGGUUUGAUUGCCGAACGAGGUGGUGCGACGAACCUGAAGAAAUGGGAGGCAGUGGGUAUCCACGAGGCCGAGUUCCAUCGCCUACUCACGGCCGCUAUGACAGGCAGCUGGAGCUCGUCUCCCUUACCCACGCAAAUGAUCUCUGGCCUGCCCACAGGAGGUAUCCUGGCAUCUCAGGACCUGAUCCGGCCAUUCUACUUUGACGAUCCCCGCGAGGAUCAAGACCAGACGGGAGCUAGGAAUGACGAAGCAACCCUUGCGUCGCAGCUGGGUAUCGUGCAGUCUAUGCGCGAGGCCACCGAUGUUAUCGUCGGGGCACUCCGGCAACGACUCGCUCGGGAGCUCCAGACCGCGACGGAGAACAUUGACGCCAGUCUGCCGCUGCACAGCUACGGUGUUGAUUCUCUUCUCGCGGUCGAGAUCCGCACCUGGAUCCUGGUCCAUCUACAGGCGGAGCUUAGCCUAUUCAAUGUGCUAGGUAGAGGGAGUCUAUAUGGGCUCGCCGGUCGGAUUGCAGCCGUUUCGAAGGCUGUUCCUGGUAGUCUGCAGUGA
Penicilliopsis zonata CBS 506.65 is the source of this 864-nucleotide messenger RNA. RefSeq lists its product as hypothetical. Gene Ontology annotation, biological process: fatty acid biosynthetic process; secondary metabolite biosynthetic process. Gene Ontology annotation, molecular function: fatty acid synthase activity; phosphopantetheine binding. The transcript is spliced from 2 exons. NCBI's taxonomy places the organism in Eukaryota, Fungi, Ascomycota, Eurotiomycetes, Eurotiales, Aspergillaceae. The coding region runs from base 1 to 864 and encodes 287 amino acids. The record is from RefSeq and is a predicted model, not a curated record.